AUGUCGGCCGGCUCCUGUCUCAUCACCGGUGGCACGGGCUACAUUGGCUCCUUCACAGCCCUCGCCCUCCUCGAAGCCAACUACUCGGUUGUCAUAGUCGACAACCUCUACAAUUCCUCGCCAGAAGUCCUCAACCGUAUUGAGCUCAUCUGCGGUAAACGACCUCACUACUACUGCCUGGACAUCACCGAGGAACAGGCGCUGGACGAGGUCUUCGAAAAACACCCCGACAUCGACAGCGUCAUCCACUUCGCCGCCCUCAAGGCCGUAGGCGAAUCCGGUGAAAUUCCCCUCGACUACUACCGCGUCAAUGUAUACGGCACCCUCACCCUCCUGCGCUCCGCCGCCCGCCACAACGUCACCAACAUCGUCUACUCCUCCUCCGCCACCGUCUACGGCGACGCCACCCGCGUCCCUGGCAUGAUCCCCAUCCCCGAAGAGUGCCCCCUGGGCCCCACCAAUCCCUACGGAAACACCAAGUUCACCUCCGAGCUCAUGAUCACCGACCACAUUGCCGCCGAGCGCGCCAAAGCACAGAAAGCCGGCGACACUGCAGCCGUCAAGAAAUGGAACGCCGGCUUGCUCAGAUACUUCAACCCAGCCGGGUCGCACCCGAGCGGCAUCAUGGGCGAAGACCCGUCAGGCGUGCCAUACAACCUUCUCCCGCUGCUGGCCCAGGUCGCCACCGGCAAGCGCGAGAAGCUGCUCGUCUUCGGCGACGACUACGCCUCCCACGACGGCACCGCCAUCCGCGACUACAUCCACAUCCUGGACCUCGCCCAGGGCCACCUCAAGGCCCUCGACUACCUGCGCACCAACAACCCCGGCGUGCGCGCCUGGAAUCUCGGUACAGGCCGUGGCUCCACCGUCUUCGAGAUGGUCAAGGCCUUCAGCAAAGCCGUCGGCCGGGAUCUGCCCUACGAGGUUGUCGGCCGCAGAGCUGGGGACGUCCUUGAUCUGACGAGCAACCCCACCAGAGCCAACAGAGAGCUGGGCUGGAAGACCCUGCGUACCCUGGAGGACGCGUGUGAGGAUCUCUGGCGCUGGACCGAGAAUAACCCCGACGGCUACAGGCAGAAGCCCCCGCAGAAGUUUUUGGAUGCUUUGAAAAAGAAUAACUGA
Messenger RNA from Exophiala aquamarina CBS 119918, 1122 nucleotides. Its product is annotated as UDP-glucose 4-epimerase. The record is from RefSeq and is a predicted model, not a curated record. Gene Ontology annotation, molecular function: UDP-glucose 4-epimerase activity. NCBI's taxonomy places the organism in Eukaryota, Fungi, Ascomycota, Eurotiomycetes, Chaetothyriales, Herpotrichiellaceae. Bases 1 to 1122 code for a protein of 373 amino acids. The transcript is spliced from 2 exons. Gene Ontology annotation, cellular component: cytosol. Gene Ontology annotation, biological process: beta-D-galactose catabolic process via UDP-galactose, Leloir pathway.